Molecule: messenger RNA, 1558 nt
Organism: Sesamum indicum (sesame)
Lineage: Eukaryota; Viridiplantae; Streptophyta; Magnoliopsida; Lamiales; Pedaliaceae
Cellular component (GO): nucleus
Molecular function (GO): protein dimerization activity
Source: RefSeq, a predicted model, not a curated record
CUCUAAUUUUAUAUAUAUAUAUGGAGACAACACUGUCCGUACCAAAAUGAGUAAUCAAGAAAUAUUCAUCAGUACCACUACUACAUCACAGCCCCCUAAUUGCGACUCAUAUGUCGUCGUACCCGAAAACUUCGAUGACUUUUCCAAUAUUCUCAGCUUACUGUCUGAUGAUGGUGAGCUCCAACCCGUCCCGAUGUCGUCCAGCAUGCCGCUGGUCCAAACGGGAGAACCAUCAUUUGGUCGUAAAAAGACGACUCAUGCGUUUGAUGAAUCUAGUCCUGAUCAUCCGAGGAUUCAAGAAGGGACGUCUGAUGAUCAGGGAACAGGAGUAGCAAGGAGGAGGCAAUUACGUAGAAGAACCCAUUCAAAACUACAUGCAUCUUCUGAGAGGAAGCGCAGGGAUCGGCUGCGGGAAAAAUUAACAGCUCUCAGAGAGUUGUUGCCAAACACUACCUCUAAGAUAGAUCAAGUUACUCUUCUGGACGUGGCUGCUUCGUAUAUCCAAUCUCUACAAUCUCAGCUGUUAUUGUUAUCGAUGGGGGGAAUGCUCCUGCCGAGAGCAAGCAUACCCGGUUUUGGGGGGCAGGGGAUCGGCUUGAAUCCUGGAAUGGGCUUCCACGUCCCAUGUAUUCCCUUUCAGUUCCAUCACAUGGCUGCACCGGUUGCACCCUGUGUUUUUCCUUCGGUGCUGAUUCCCAAGCUGGAUUCCACCUUGAUCAGUAAUCCAGUGCCGAUUCCCAAGCUGGAUUCCACCUUCAUCAGUAAUCCAGUGCCAGGAGAGUAUACGGCCCACCUAACCGCUCCAUCAAGUUUCUUGAAUCCCCAUCCAGGGAUAACUCAGCACGAGGUUUGGCAGCCGAGAACAAAUGAGAUGCUUCUUAGAUCAAUGUGGGGAUCCAUGACUAGUACCGGUGGUGGUCCUGGACUAGGAAGGCAAGGCACACCUUUCACCAAUGGAGUCUACAGGUUUCCAGCCUGGCUGUCUAAUCUCAGCUCAAUGACACCAUCAGAAACGAAUUUACCUCCCACAUUGUGAUGAAGAGUUCGAUCUGUUAUUCAGUUGCCAAUCCUGCUUCGGUAAUAGCAUCUGAGUGCCAAGCCUUUCCACUUCCAGUCACCCCAUUCCAGGAGAAUCAAGCUUUCAAUUUGUAUCAAGAAUUGCUAAUAAUCCUCAUUACAUGCCUCACAUAGCCCAGAUUUUUCUUUUUGUUUUUGCAGUUUCAAGCAUUCUUUAUCUCCAUGGGAAAAAACUAGUACCAUAUUUUCUUUAUCCUGCAAAAGAUCUAACAUUCUUGAUUCAAAGAAGGUUAAGAACCAAGAAACGAGGUCUACUCUGCCAGUGUAGUUUCAAAAUUCUAUUUCAGAACACGAGAAAUAAGAUUCAGAAUCUUCCUCAGAAAUUCAAGAAUGGUGAUCUCUCUCAUAAUUCUUCACUUUCUUUUGCAUCUUUACAGAGACCUGUUUUGCCAGAUCCAUUUGCAAUGAUGCCGAUCUCUUCAUGCAUUACCUAUCUCUUUCAAGCAGCAGCACACUGGAGAUGGAUUCCAGAUUGAUGUCU